Messenger RNA from Acipenser ruthenus (sterlet), 1627 nucleotides. Its product is annotated as tetraspanin-1-like. Bases 200 to 952 code for a protein of 250 amino acids. Gene Ontology annotation, cellular component: membrane. Lineage: Eukaryota; Metazoa; Chordata; Actinopteri; Acipenseriformes; Acipenseridae. The transcript is spliced from 8 exons. The record is from RefSeq and is a predicted model, not a curated record.
CCGUUCAGAAACCAGGACGCGUGCGCGCUCGAGCCUGCAACAGCGCCGCCACGCGCGACUCGACGCGAAAAGCCGUUUGAGACGAAGCCCGCCCUGCCGGUCACUGCGCAUGCGUGAAGCCUGGACCGCGGCUGCAAAUCUCAGACUGUUUUAAAAUAUAAACAAAACGAUUAACUGAACCUUCAGGGACUGCAUAAAAAUGGCUGAAUUUACUAACUUGUAUGCAUGUUUCAAAUACUUGAUGAUGUUCUUCUCUGGAGUCAUUUUUAUUGCGGGCGGUGUGUUGUUUGGACUAGGCCUCUGGAUUAAAUAUGGAGCAGGCUCCUUCAUACAAGCUAUAGGGUCUUUCUCAACACAGUUUAUCAAUAUUGGGUACAUCUGUAUCGGUGUUGGAUCUGUGCUUGUAGUCAUUGGUCUUAUUGGGUGUUGUGGAGCAUGGAAAGAGAACCGAUGCCUUCUUCUGCUAUUCUUUUGCGUAGUUUCAAUUAUAUACAUUGCUGAGGUUGUUGGAGCUGUGCUCAUCUUCAUCUAUAAGGAUAUAGUGGAGUCUGUUGUGCGUAACACCAGCCGGGACUCCUUAAUGAAUGCCUACGCUGGUCCUGUCGCAACAGAUACAAUAUCGCAGUCAUGGAACCUCAUUAUGUUAAAGUAUCAUUGUUGUGGGUUCGAUAACUAUACAGAUUUCACUGGAUCCCAGUUCAGUACCUCCACAGGGCUGUCUUACCCCAAGACCUGCUGUGUGAACCUAAAAGAACCAGCAUGUGAUGGAAAGAAUAUGAAAACGACUCUCAUUCAUGCAAAGGGUUGUUUCCGAACGAUGAUUUCAGUGAUUCAGCAACAAAGCACGAUUAUUGGUUCGACGGCAGCUGGAAUUUGCGUACUAGAGGUGGGGACUAUGAUCGUGUCCGCGGUCUUGUUUGUAAGAAUUGGACAACCUAGAAAAGAGGACUAAUAGCAGAAGACAUUCCAGGAUGUUUUCUGAAUACUUGCACAGUUUCUUCACCUUUUCCAAAGCAGUUCUUACUGUUUAUUUAGUGAUUUGACCCCCAGUGACCAUUGUGCUGCUUAUGCAGUUUCAAACGAUACAUACAAAAAUGUAAUUGCUUUAAAACAGAUUAUUUUUCCCCUUUUGUAUUCUGUUUAUCGUUGUAGGUCUGUUUUUAAAUAAUACCAAUAAAUCUGGUGGUACCUCUUCAAAUUGCCGACUAAAGAAAUGAAAGAACCCCUCUCUUCUGCACAGCAGAAUGGAUGUUAUUUAUUUGAGACGUCAUUCAUGCAUUGAUUUCCUUUGCAUCUUUUUCAUACAGUAAUUUAUAGAUUCUGUUACAUGAGUGAAUACAAACAUGGUCAUUUUAGCCACCAAAUACAUUUCAAGCACUUUCAAUAUUCAAAUAUUAGUCUCACCACUAAUUUAUAUUAAAAACAAAGGUUUCUAGCUUUUUAAACGGCAGCUUUAACUUUUUAAAUUGUAUGUAUCUGUGUAAGUCUUUGUAAUAUUUGUUAACAAAAUACUUAAUAAACGUUUGUUAUAUAUUGCAUAGCAUUUUACAACUUAUUUUAUGCUGUAAGACUUUUUUUGGAGAAAACAUCUUACUUGGUAAAGCAUGGGAAAUAUCGAUCAAAUAAG